AUGGCAGCCUGCGUCCUAAGACAGGGGUUAUUUUGCACCUUUAGUAAAUACAGUCAGGCGCACACUUUACGGACAUUAACUGUAAAUUUUAAUAGUGGACAUUGUGCUAACAGAUGUCGCUUGCAGUGUCUUAGAUGUGGUCUUCUCAAUACUCCUCAACAGAGACGGUCCAUGUCCUCCCGUAACAGGCCUGAGGGCAAGGUGCUGGAAACAGUUGGAGUAUUUGAAGCACCAAAACACCAUGGCAAAUAUGAGACUGGGCAGUUAUUCUUGCACAGUGUCUUUGGCUACAGAGGUAUAGUUCUUUUCCCCUGGCAUGCUCGACUCUAUGACAGAGAUGUCAACCCCCCAGCUGCAGAAAUUAAAUCUGAGCCUACAGGAGCUCAAGGGUCAAAGGAGGUGAAAGGCAAAACCCACACUUACUAUCAGGUCCUCAUAGACACCAGAGACUGUCCACAUAUUUCUCAGAGAUCACAAACAGAGGCUGUCACAUUUCUGGCCAACCAUGAUGAAAGCAGGGCCCUCUAUGCUAUUCCAGGUCUGGACUAUGUGAGCCAUGAAGACAUUUUACCCUAUAACUCAACAGACCAGGUGCCCAUUCAACACGAACUUUUUGAGAGAUUCCUCAUGUUCAACCCAUCCAAAGUGCCACCAUUUAUAUCCAGAGACACACUUCAUGCAUGGCAGGAAAAAAACCACCCAUGGCUGGAGCUGUCUGAUGUUCACCGCGAGACCACGGAAAGCAUUCGAGUCACAGUCAUCCCAUUUUACAUGGGUAUGCGGGAAGCACAGAAUUCUCAUGUUUACUGGUGGCGGUACUGUAUUCGUCUGGAGAAUCUGGGGAAUGAGGUGGUGCAGCUGAGAGAAAGACACUGGAGGAUCUUCAGUUUGUCUGGCACUUUAGAGACCGUCAGGGGCAGAGGAGUCGUAGGACGGGAGCCAGUGUUAUCUAAAGAACAGCCAGCGUUCCAGUAUAGUAGUCAUGUCUCUUUGCAGGCCCCUAGUGGACAUAUGUGGGGCUCCUACCGGCUUGAGCGGUCCAAUGGUACCUUCUUUGAUGUGCGUAUCCCUCCCUUCUCUCUUGAGAGCAAGAAAGACGAUUCUCCCAACAACUUCCUGCCUGGCCCUUUUUCUUCCCUUGCUUAAGAGCUCAGUUCUGUCUAACCCCAUUCUCUGCUCACCUUGCACAUCAGCAUCAUGUUAUCUCUGAUCACCUCAUUUUUAAUUCCUCAUCACACUUAUGUUUCUAAAGUAUUUAAGAGAAGGGCUGCUGAUCUGUAUUAAUGACUGCUAGGAAUGCGAAUAGUGUUGGAUAGAUGAGGAUAUAAUUCAGACAUAGUAUAUUUUGUAUGAUCAGGGUCUUUUUUGGUCUUCACUUUCUCUCUCUCUACUCCAAAUGUAUGUUAAAGUUGUAGAACUCUGGACCCGCCAAUUAUAAACGUAUGGUUUGUAUUAUUUUACUUAUUUUAUUGAAGAAGAAAAUAAAAACACAGCAUUAGUGUCAACACCUCUUCUAACAAGCAUUUUUUCAUCCCAUCAAAUACAUUUAUUCUCAGGAAAAGGUGGCAUUUGUAUCCAAACGCAUAUUUCUUUUUCUAACCAUUUAAAAAUAUCAUAGUAUAGUUACACACGUCAUCUUUGUGUCGAAAACUUUAAUUUAAUACAUUAAUUUAAGGAAUAGUUUACCCAAAAUGAUAAUUCUCUCAUUUACUCAUCCUUAUGCUGUCUAAAACUCGUAUGACUUUCUUUCUUCUGCGCAGCACAAACAAAGAUAUGCAAUAAUUGCAAUAAUGCAAUAAUUUUUCAUCCAGUUCAAGUCAAAGCUUAAAGCUCCAAAAUAUAUUUACAACUAUAAAUCUGCAGCCUCUUUGCUGCGUUCAUGAGUGAAGCUCACUCCCUCGGAUAUAACUAAUAUGGCCAGGUCUGGACUGGGAAGAGAAAUCGGCCCGGGAGCUCGGUUCUCCCGCUGGCCAGUCCGCCCCUGAUCGGCCCCAAAGUGUGUUGGCCCACUGGGAAAAUGCCCAGUAUGCCAGAUUGCCAGUCCAGCCCUGCAUAUGGCAUAGCAUGUGUUCAGCAAGCGUAUGUGUAAAGCACGAGGAUGUGUGAGUGAGCUUCACCCAUGAACGUGUCAAAGAGACUGCAGAUGUCAAGAUAUAUAGUGGAAAAGGAGAUUAAUAUGCUUCUGAAGACAUGAACCACUCGAGUCAUAUGGAUUAUUUUUAUGCUGCCUUUAUGUGCUUUUUGGAGCUUGAAUGUUUUGGUCCCCAUUGUUGUGUGGGAAAAUACACACCCUUCACAUAUCUUUGUUUGUGAACUCCAGCAGACAUACAAGUUUGAAACUGCAUAAGGGUGAUUAAAUGAGAGGAGACUUCUCAUUUUUGGUUGAACUAUACAUUUAAUUUAAAUUCUCAGUUUUGAGAUCAACAUCAUCUUAUUUUAUGUGAUAAUAUUAAUAUAGACAUAAAAUUGCAUCAGAUUUUAUUAAUAAAAAAUACUUUGUCCUAAUUUAUGUCCCUGCUUCCUACUGAUGAAAUUUGUGGGAAAAAUCACUGGAAAAUCAGCUAAUUUGCAUGUCCCAGUUCAUCUUGUUGUAGAGAAUUAAAAAUGAUUUUAUUAUGUAAGGGAUUAUUUUAAUUUGUUAUAUUGCAUUUUCUGAGGAAAUAAAUUAUUUUCCUUUGUCUCACUUACUGUUUGACCCUGUAAUGCUGUGACGUUGAUGUGGGUUUAAGGUGGAAAAUAGAAUUUCUUAAGUUCAGCAUUAAGCUUUUCAAAUGAAAUGGCCCAUGUAUGAAAAACAAAAUCCUUAAGAUUUAAUUCACAAAUGGCACAGUUUCCUGAGAAUAACCCAUAUAAAGUCAUCUUCUCCCUCCUGAUUCCCUCCUCUGAUUUGCUGCUAUUAUUUAAAUGUCAAAUUCAGUGCUGCUUUCUCUUUCAGGUUUCAAUCACUGUCAACUUGCCAUGUUAAAGAGCCAUUUCGUCAUUUAUCCAAAUCCAGUUAUUAGAAUGUUGGUUAAAUGUUAUUUUGUUUAAUAUUUUCUGAUUGCCAUGCACUUCUUUACAGUGCACUUUAAAUGAUAAUAGAUGCAUAUGCCUCACAGUAGUGUCCUCUGUUCUGUGCUGUAAUACUGUAACAACCCAUUUAUCACUGUCCCAAUGUAAAGUUGAGACAAUUUAUAUAAAGUGUUUUUUUUUUGUUUGUUUUUUUCCCAGACAGGUUAUGAGAUUAAAUGCAAUUAACCUAAAUUGUAUAAUUCAGCCUUUGUAUAUUCACUUGUGUGUGUGUGUGUGUGUGUGUGUGUGUGUGUGUGGUCUCUCUUAUUGUGAAAUCUGGAGCAGUGUGAAAGUGAUUCAGCUUUGUGAGAAAGGAUCUUCUGUUUAAAA
Xyrauchen texanus (razorback sucker) is the source of this 3381-nucleotide messenger RNA. Its product is annotated as polymerase delta-interacting protein 2-like. The record is from RefSeq and is a predicted model, not a curated record. Gene Ontology annotation, cellular component: nucleus; mitochondrial nucleoid. Gene Ontology annotation, biological process: error-free translesion synthesis. The transcript has 11 exons. Bases 1 to 1146 code for a protein of 381 amino acids. NCBI's taxonomy places the organism in Eukaryota, Metazoa, Chordata, Actinopteri, Cypriniformes, Catostomidae. Gene Ontology annotation, molecular function: DNA binding.